This is a messenger RNA of Acanthisitta chloris (rifleman), 3084 nucleotides long. RefSeq names its product F-box protein, helicase, 18 (gene FBH1). The record is from RefSeq and is a predicted model, not a curated record. Gene Ontology annotation, molecular function: ATP binding; DNA binding; hydrolase activity. The transcript has 20 exons. NCBI's taxonomy places the organism in Eukaryota, Metazoa, Chordata, Aves, Passeriformes, Acanthisittidae. Gene Ontology annotation, biological process: double-strand break repair via homologous recombination; replication fork processing. Gene Ontology annotation, cellular component: nucleus.
AUGAAGCAAUCCAAAAGGAAACACCUCACAGCAGCUGAGUGCGAAGCUCUCGCCCAGAGUCCAGAAGGUUCCUCCUCCCUCACACAGCCCUUGAGUCAGACACAGAGCAGAGAUGGAAACAGAGGUCUCCACCCCACCCACAGGACACGGAGACAUCCUGGAGGCCAAGGCCAGCAGAAGAUCACUAAUUACUUCAAGAUCUCUCAGACACAACAAGUAGGUGCUGGUGAGUUGAAGAGCUGUAAAAUCAAGGAAGAGGCAUUGGAUCCCUUCUUCUCUGGAGCUGAUGACUCCUUCAGCAGUGUGACAGACAUCAGCAGUGACUCCUCUGUUGUUCUGGACGAUGAGGACUUCGUAUCAGUUUCCAGGAGAAGCUCCAGGAAACGACCUGUGCCCACUGCAGCCUCAGAAAUUCCCAAUCCAGAGCUUGAUUUGUGGGGAGAGCCUGAGAAGAAGCUACUGGUGGUUCCUCCAGAGCUCAGCCAGGUCAAGCAGGAACCUGCUGAGAUGGACAUUGAGCCACUCCCAGACGCACACUAUGGACUCCUGGGCACUCAUGACUGGGAAGUGCCUCAGGGAAACAUUGAUGAUCUUCCUGUGGAAGUCCUUAGGAACAUUUUUGCCUUCCUGCCAGUGACUGAUCUGUAUCAGAACCUGAGCCUGGUGUGUCACUGCUGGAGGGAGAUAAUCCGUGAUCCACUGUUCAUCCCUUGGAAGAAGCUGUACCAUCAGUACCUGAUGAAGGAGCCCAUGGCCCUGCACAGGGUUGAGCAGAUCUUGCAGGAUUUUGCCAUAAGAAAGGAGCAGGAGGGAUGUGUCUUGGGGCUGAUUAGGUGUGUGUCAGCCAUGCCCACGGGGAGGAAGGUGGAUCCCAGCGCCGUUCUCCAGUGUUUGGAAAGGCAUCACCUCCUCUCCAGGGCUCAAGUCUGUGUUGGCAACACUCUGCCACACCUGGAGAGCAAGACAGGGGCUGAGACCAUGUGGGCCAUCAUAGCAGUCAUGGUGCUCUUCUCUGAUGGUGUCAGAGACAUCCAGAGGCUGAUGGAGUGUCUACAGAGGCCUUGCUCAACCCUCUCUGUCGUGGAAGUGGCUGAGGUGCUUUACUGCAUAGCAACACUGCUGUAUGCCAUGAGGGACAGGAGCAUCCCCAUCACUAACAGGAUCCAUUACAAUAUCUUCUACUGCUUGUACCUGAUGGAAAAUGCUGCUUCUGCUUCUGGGACUGUGCAGGCAGUGGAAGAGGAUGGACUAGUGUCACGCUGCAGGGAGGACCUCUGGGACAGGUAAUGCUGCUCCAGCUGCUCUGAAGUAAAACUCACCCAUGAGCAGCAAAGGAUUCUCAGUCACAGGAUUGAGCCUGGCCAGGUGGUAAAAAUUAUGGCAUUUGCAGGGACAGGAAAGACCUCAACAUUGGUCAAGUAUGCAGAGAAGUUCUCUGACCUGAAUUUCCUCUACGUGACCUUUAACAAAGCUGUCGCAGAGAGGGGGAAAAGAGUCUUCCCCUGCAACGUCACGUGCAAGACUUUCCACUCCUUGGCAUUUGGAAGUGUUGGCAAACACUACAAAGAGAAAGGGAAGCUGAACUUCUCCAAGAUGUCAGUGUUCUCCAUCAGUUUCCUCCUCCGCAACCGUGAGGGACAGUCCCUGUUUGUCAGAGGAAAAACUGUCUCCCAGACCCUGGAGAACUUCUUUGCCUCUUCAGAUGAGGAGAUCUGUGAGGAGCACACACCUGUGUGGUUCAAAAACACCCAUGGAGUGAGGACCCUUGUCAGUCAAAGAGAAAAGCAGAUCAAUGUGGAAGAGGCCAAAGACAUCUGGUACAACAUGAAGAAACUGGAUGGAGAUGUAGAGAAGAGAUACAAGAUGACUUGUGAUGGGUAUUUGAAGCUGUGGCAGCUCAGCAAGCCUCAGCUCUCAGGCUAUGAUGCCAUUUUUGUGGAUGAAGCCCAGGACUGCACUCCAGCCAUUGUGGAUAUUGUGCUGUCCCAGAGAUGUGGAGUCAUCCUGGUGGGAGAUCCUCACCAGCAGAUCUACACCUUCAGAGGUGCUGUCAAUACCCUCUACUCAGUGCCUCACACCCAUGUCUACUACCUGACCCAGAGUUUCAGAUUUGGGCCUGAAAUAGCUUAUGUUGGAGCAACCAUCCUGGAUGUGUGCAAAGGGAUCAGGAAUAGGACAUUAGUGGGUGGAAACCAACAGGGUGAUGUGAGAGGCAGCAUGAAAGGGAAGAUAACAAUCCUGUCAAGAAGCAACUUCAGUGUGUUUGAGGACGCUGUGAGACUCACUGGGAGAGAGAGACCCAUCAAGAUCCACGUGAUUGGGGGGCUGAGUCGCUUUGGCCUGAGCAGAAUUCAUGAUAUCUGGAAGCUGAGUCAACCUGCAGAUCAAAGGAGAAGAUCCAACCUGGUGAUCAAUGACUCCUUCAUCCAAAAAUGGGAAGACACUCAUGGUUUCUUAGGCCUAAAGGAAUAUGCAGAGCACAUUGAUGACAAAGAACUGGAGGUGAAGAUUGCCAUAGUGGAGAAAUACAAGGAGCAGAUUCCUGAGCUGGUGAGGAGGAUUGAGAACAGCCACGUGCCAAGGGAGGACAUGGCAGAUUACCUCAUAGGCACUGUCCAUCAAGCCAAAGGUCUGGAGUUCGACACUGUGCUGGUUGCAGAUGAUUUUGUCAAGGUCCCAAGUCUCACUGCUGCUUCCCAGAGAAGACCUGUCUUUGCCAUUGGCAUGGCUCCUGAGGAUGAGUGGAACCUGCUCUACGUUGCAGUGACACGUGCCAAGAGGUGUCUGCUGAUGUCCAAGUCCCUGGAGCACCUGCUGGAGAUGGCUGGGGAGUAUUUCCUUCGUGUGGAGCUGCUGAGUGAGGCUGCCAAGGAUGGAGCUUCCCUUGCUUGCUAUGUGCCUCAGUGUGCAAACACACUGCAGUGCAGCUCCAGGCUGGUGGUGAAGAAGCUCCCAUUGACCCAUAGCAAUGGCAGCAGAGAUGGAGGAGGUUUCCUGUGCCACACUUGCACUCAGCAGUGCUUUGGCUCUCUGACCCCUCUCACCUCCUCCUCAGCACCUCAGCAACAGCCUGGCCAGCUCUGA